This is a messenger RNA of Drechmeria coniospora, 1806 nucleotides long. RefSeq names its product DNA repair nuclease, XPF-type/Helicase. The transcript has a single exon. NCBI's taxonomy places the organism in Eukaryota, Fungi, Ascomycota, Sordariomycetes, Hypocreales, Ophiocordycipitaceae. Gene Ontology annotation, biological process: DNA catabolic process; mitotic intra-S DNA damage checkpoint signaling; resolution of meiotic recombination intermediates. Bases 1 to 1806 code for a protein of 601 amino acids. Gene Ontology annotation, molecular function: DNA binding; crossover junction DNA endonuclease activity; 3'-flap endonuclease activity. The record is from RefSeq and is a predicted model, not a curated record. Gene Ontology annotation, cellular component: nucleus; Holliday junction resolvase complex.
AUGGCCGACGACGACAAUUGUGCAAACCGGCAAUUUCUGGCCUGGGUCAAGGAAUGGCUCGACGUCGCACGCCAACGCAGCUCCAAGGGCGUUACGACGUACAAGAACGCCUACGAUUCUCUCAAGGCCUGCCCCCUGACCUUUCAACAUCCCUCAGAGCUGCAACAGCUGAAGGGCUUUGGCCCCAAGCUCUGUGAACGACUCACGGAAAACCUCCAAAACCAUUGUCAGCAGAAUGGCUUGCCGAUGCCGGAGCGUCCUGGGGCGAGAAAGGCGGCCGGCCGGGCUCGGCAAGGGGACGACGGCGGCGACGGCGGCGACGGUGACGACGACGGUGACGGCGGAAGUCAUCCCCCAGCAAAGAGGAGGAAGCCGAGGCAGCCCAAGGCGUACGUUCCUACCUUUCGCAGCGGCGCGUACGCUCUCGUCAUCGGUCUCUCCACCCUCUCGGAGGAGAGCACCUCGGGCAUGACCAAGACGGAACUCAUUCAAAUCGCCCAGCCGCACUGCGAUUCGUCCUUGACGGUACCGAGCGAUGCCACGAAAACAUACACCGCUUGGAGCUCGAUGAAGACGUUGAUCCAAAAAGAGCUCGUUUACGAGAGGGGCAGGCCGCUUCGCCGUUAUGCUCUGACGGAUGAAGGCUGGCAUGUGGCAAGGCGCAUCAAGGAGACCCGCGAGUGCCGAUUGGAUGGGCGGGAUGACGAGCACGGCGAAACUUCCCGGCCAAUGUCCGACCCCGAACCUCAAGCUGAGGCCGGACGAGUCUCUCGAUUUCGGUCCCCGUCACCACGAGCCGAGAUCCGCGAGGUGCAAGCAUCGCCCUACGUGCAUGUCGUCCCGGACGGCCCGCCCGCCUCCGGGCGCGACCAUACUUUACCCGACUUUGACCCGGUUCGACUGCCCCCAGGUUCCUUUACCGUCCACCUGGUCCUGGACGUCCGCGAGGUCAGAGCCAGAACGGAUCGCGAUUACAUCCAGGAGGAGCUGGCGAAGCAGGGCGUCAAGCCCAUCAUGAGGAGCCUGGAGGUCGGCGACGCCCAGUGGGUCGCCAAGCUGCACGACUCCGACCUGCUGUCUCGGCACGGCGCCGAGGGGGACGAGGUUGUUCUCGACUGGAUUGUCGAGCGUAAGCGCCUCGACGACUUGGUCUCCAGCAUCAAGGACGGCCGUUUCCACGAGCAAAAAUUUCGACUCGGCCGCUCAGGCGUUAGGAAGGUGAUUUACAUCAUCGAGGAGAUCACCAUGGACCAUUCGGUGCACCAGCGAUACGACGAGGCCAUUGAAUCCGCCAUGGCGUCGAUGCAGGUGGUGAAUGGCUACUUUGUCAAGCGGACGGCCAAGAUGGACGAGACCAUCCGGUACCUGUCACGAAUGACGGCCUUGUUGAAGCGAGACUACGAGGGCAAAACGCUCAACGUGAUUCCGACGAGAAUUCUGACGGCCCAAAACUAUCUCCCCCUGCUCGGCCACCUGCGGACGAAGGAUCCGUCGGUGGGAUACUACAUCAGCUAUCCCGCCUUUGCUUCGCUCGCGUCCAAGUCCGAGUUGAUGACCCUGCGCGACGUCUUCCUCAAGAUGCUCAUGACGACGAGGGGUAUUACAGGAGAGCGAGCGCUCGCAAUACAAAAGCGGUGGAAGACGCCCCACGACUUGGUCAAGGCAUUCGACGCUUGCGGACCGGGCGAGCAGGGAAAGAAACGGAAGCAGGAGCUCGUCUCGAGCGAGCUCGACUAUUUGGCGGGAAGAAUGAAAAUAAGCAAGGCCCUGAGCGGCAAGAUUGCCGAAGUCUGGGGUGAUGCUUGA